This is a messenger RNA of Hibiscus syriacus, 1180 nucleotides long. RefSeq lists its product as uncharacterized. The transcript has 5 exons. Bases 112 to 525 code for a protein of 137 amino acids. The record is from RefSeq and is a predicted model, not a curated record. Lineage: Eukaryota; Viridiplantae; Streptophyta; Magnoliopsida; Malvales; Malvaceae.
AGUUUUGAGAAGGCAUUAGAUAAGCUAAGAUCCUUUUUCAGUGAAGUCAAGGACUUGGUUGCCAAGAACAAGCAACUAUCUUCUUUGGCAAAAUAUGAUAUUACUUCUCAAAUGAAGCCUCAAAGUGAUGUUGCAGCUCAGACAAAAAUGCAAGUCGGUAAGGAUGAGAAGACCUGCAAUGAAUGUAUUGAUCUAGAAUGCAACUCUCCAAAGGAUUCACGGAGUUUUGAGGCUUCAUCUAUGACCUUUUCCAGUGAAGAUCGAGAUGCAAUCAUGGUCCAGGAAACACCAUUUGUGAAUACUGGUAUCUCUUUAGCUAGUCCAGGUUCCUUAACCAAGGAUGGUAGCUGUGGUUCAACAAUAAUUCAGGCCUCAGCUAAGUCUCCGGAUCAAUUUUCUUUUCAUCUACUGUCAACAAGCCUGAAUGAAGUUCCUUCGUUCGUGGAUCCAAGAAAAUAUUCACCCAUGAAAAUGAUGCGAAUCAGAACACAGCUGGGGAGAUACCAAGAAACGAAUCACCUUUGAAUCUUGGUGUUUGUUCGUAUAUCCAGAAAAGGAGAAAAUCCAUAGCUUCAACUUUCAUUAACCUUGUUGAUGAAGAAGACUGUUACUCCUGCUCAAAUUCCAGGUUCCAUGAAUUUUGAGGGACUAGCCAAUGGAGAUAUGUUUCGCAGGAUUGAAUUUGGUUUUGAAACUAGCGCAGCUGAAAAAAGUCAAAUGUUCCACAGCCAUUGGCAAUCGAUAAUACUAAUUUCUCUUGUUCUGUUAUGGAUAAACGACUACAAAUUUCCUGUUUACUCUGCAGAAGCCCUUUAGGCCGCCCUGAAAAUCAUUUGUAUAUCAGUUUCUCAUUGACCGUUCUUCAAAAGUCUACCUGUUAUCACUUUUCAAAGAGAUUAAUUUCUUGCGAUUCAAAUACGCCGCCAACUGUACCAGUUAUCAUAACUGACAUUUCAUCAGUUGAUCCAAGAUUCUGCAAUGGAACUCUUGAACGUGACAGAGAACAGGACAUUUGGCGUGAAGAAGAUGGGUGUGUAUUCAAAAAGGUCUUCUGCCCCUUCUGCAGCAACCCUAACAAUUGUCUUGGCGUGCAAAUCAAAGCAGCCGAUGGAAAAAAAUGUGCAGUUGCUAAACAAGAUAAUGCUUUACCAUGGAAGUGUGGUAAAUAGAAAUUCUGAAG